Messenger RNA from Nematocida minor, 1470 nucleotides. Its product is annotated as pescadillo. Gene Ontology annotation, biological process: maturation of LSU-rRNA from tricistronic rRNA transcript (SSU-rRNA, 5.8S rRNA, LSU-rRNA); ribosome biogenesis. The record is from RefSeq and is a predicted model, not a curated record. Bases 1 to 1470 code for a protein of 489 amino acids. Gene Ontology annotation, molecular function: RNA binding. Lineage: Eukaryota; Fungi; Microsporidia. Gene Ontology annotation, cellular component: PeBoW complex; nucleolus. The transcript has a single exon.
AUGGGCCGAUGGUACACAAAUGUAAUUAAAAGAAGAACACACGUAACCCGAGACGAAGCACUGAUCUGUCUGGGGGUUAAGUCGGAAGAGUUUGACAGAUACUGCGUGCUCACAGACACGCAUCCUUUCAUACCGCACAAAGACAUGCUUACGAACAGAAGCACGAGAAUACAGUACAGAAUAGCAGACAUCCACAGAAUAAGAGAGUCAGAGCCGUACAAGAAAAAUAAGCUAAAAGAGGAAAACGCAGAAAAAAGAAUAAGCUACAAAAGCACGGGCAGAGAGUACAAGGCAGAGUAUUUGAAAGAUGAGCGAAUUGACUAUGGGAAAAUUUUGCUGGAGAAGUAUCCCUCAUUUGAAGACAUCUUUGAAGACCUGGGAGAGGCACUCACUGCGAUAAUAAUAACAGAGAGACUGAUACGAAAAAAACACAAGUUCUGCGUCCGAUUCGAAUCCGACUUUAAGAUGAAGGUGCAGAGGGAGCUAUCUCUGUUCUACCUCUAUCUCGCGCUUACCAAAAACGUCCAAAAAACAUUCCUCGCAAAAGAAGGAAUAUUUUACAGCACAGAGAUCAGCGGAUACGAAGUGUUCUGGAAGGAGGCGUAUCCCUUGGCCGAUGCAGAGGACACCCUGGGGAUCAACUACAACAUUAUAGUGCAAAAUGCAGAGUUCAAUACAUAUCUGCUGGAAAAAGUGAACUUCAGACUGUUCAAAGAAAUAGGCCAUCCGCACUUUGUCAGCUACAUAAGAGAGUUCAGAAAUAAGAACACAGAUGUGCUUGAGUAUGUUCCUCUGCAAGAAAAAGAGAGCGAAGAAAGCACAGAAAGCGAGUCAGACGAGGAGGAAAAUGAAAGAAACAAUAACCACGAUUUUGACAACUACAGAAAUGAAGACAAAAACAAAAAAAAGAUAAAAAAGAAGAAAAGAGGCAGAAGCGAGGAGAAAGAAGUAUUCACGGGAAAGUCGCUCAAGACAGAGGACGACACAAGAGAAGAAUACACACAAGAGGCUGAAGACGGGUCUUUUGGAAACAUGGACAUUCUGGAAAUGAUAAACAGCAUUCCAAAAGAGAUAAGAGCGCUCUCGCAGCAGGGCCAGUCGCAGGGAAUAUUCCGAGGCCUUGCAUUCUACAUAUGCAAAAGCAAUGACACGCUUACGCACUCUCUCAAAAUGCUAAUUUAUGCAGGAGGCGGUGAAAUAGCCGAUACAGCAGAUGAAACCGUUAUUUAUCUAUGCAGAGAGGUGCCUGCAGGCUUCAGGGCAGAGUAUAAAUACUCUCACCCGCAGAUCGUAUACGACAGCAUAAACAUCAGCGAGCUGCAGAGCCAUUCGUACUACAGGCCAGGGCAAGAGAUGCCGCAGCACACAUGUCCGUACAAGACCAUGCUUGAGACAAGCGCCCUCGAUGUGUUCAACAUUUCGGAGAGAAAAAAGAAAGAAAUCGAGUCGAUAAUUAACCAUAGAAAGUAA